Messenger RNA from Agrilus planipennis (emerald ash borer), 697 nucleotides. It is a transcript of the gene Lsm12a, whose product is annotated as protein LSM12 homolog A. The transcript is spliced from 5 exons. Lineage: Eukaryota; Metazoa; Arthropoda; Insecta; Coleoptera; Buprestidae. The record is from RefSeq and is a predicted model, not a curated record. The coding region runs from base 97 to 543 and encodes 148 amino acids.
AGGAAGUACGGUCUGGUGUAGGACAUGCUACAAUCAAGAAGUUGAAGGAGAGGUUCUGGCCUUCGAUCCGCAAACGAAAGUAUUAAUAUUAACACUAUGAUGGGGCUGAACGACGUUCAUUUUAUAAAUUUGUCGCUAGUGAGCGAAUUGCAAGUAAAAAAAGAAGUAACUUCGAUUCCAGAGAUACCACAAUCACUAAAUUUACAAAGGAUAAAUUCGCGUAUAAGGAAUCAAGUUGACGAAAAGAAACGAUUAUUAACAUCAAUGUCCUCAAGUGUUACUCCAGAAGGACAAAGAUUAUUUGUAACAAUAGGUAAAACAAUUAAAGACAUUCGAUGGCGAAAUACAGAUAUUGUGGUGUGGGACCAGCAGGUAGGUUGUGUAGUUAUUACUCCACCUUAUCAACUGGAGGAUAUACAAGGAAAUAGUAACAGUAUGGAAUAUUCUUACAUUCGAAAAGUGGUUGAAAAACACAUGAAGGAUACAACAUUAAAUAGUUCACAGAAUCAACAAGUAAUUCAACACAAUUCAAAUUCACAAUAGAAGAUGAACAUAGAAAAAAUUCGUACCUCAGGCUUUUUACAUUAAUUUUAAUUUCAGUUUUUCCAUAUACGAUAAAAAUUUCGAUAAAAAACUGUUUCGUUUGCAUUUCUCACGUUUUUUCUUUUAAAAUUUUAUAAAAUUUUUCCCAGGAAUG